Leptopilina heterotoma is the source of this 540-nucleotide messenger RNA. RefSeq lists its product as uncharacterized. The coding region runs from base 1 to 540 and encodes 179 amino acids. Gene Ontology annotation, molecular function: catalytic activity. The transcript has a single exon. The record is from RefSeq and is a predicted model, not a curated record. NCBI's taxonomy places the organism in Eukaryota, Metazoa, Arthropoda, Insecta, Hymenoptera, Figitidae.
AUGCAGACUGCCAGAGAGAGGGGAGCUGAUAUACUGCUUUUUAGUGAGCAGUAUAGGAAGCCAGAAUCCUCUGUCUGGUUUGAGGAUGCAUCCAAGAGAUCAGGUAUCCAAAUAUGUAACCCGGACAUCACCAUUGGUGACUUUCUGGAGACCGACGCGGGUUUCGUUUGGGUGGAGGUGGCGGGGGUACGCGUUUACAGCUGCUACUUCUCUCCAAACGAUCCCCUUAAAAAGUUCGACGCCGAGGUUCAGGCUCUUGAAAAAAGCAUCAGAGCUUUCGGCGGGGAUGUCCUCAUUGCGGGAGACUUUAAUAGUAAGUCGCCGGAAUGGGGAGAGACUCGUCUAGACAGGAGGGGAACCUUGGUUUCGGACAUGGUCGCAGCAAACGAUUUAGUGGUGGUGAACCGGGGACAAGAGUUCACGUUCAAGCGCGGGGUGUCAGGGUCUAUCAUCGAUUUGACAAUUGCGUCGCCCCGCGUGGCCCGUAGAAUAGUGCGGUGGGGAGUGCUGGACGAAACAACUAUGAGUGACCACCAGUAA